CCAAUCAAAACCAGAAAAAAGAAUCCCUCCUCUGUGUGUUUGUGCGCAGUCUGACUGGAAGCUUAUUACAGGUAAAAGUUUGAAGCCCUUGAAUUUGAAAUCAUGGCCCAGGACAUGACUCUGCUGUGGGGCUCCGGCUCUCCUCCCUGCUGGAGAGUGAUGAUCGCUCUGGAGGAGAAGAAGCUGCAGGGCUACAACAGCAAACUGCUCUCCUUCGAGAAAAUGGAGCACAAGUCCCAGGAAGUGUUAGACAUUAAUCCCAGAGGCCAGCUUCCAUCAUUUAAACAUGGAAAUAUUGUCGUCAAUGAGUCCUAUGCAGCCUGCUUUUACCUUGAGAGUCAGUUUAAAUCCCAGGGAACUAAACUGAUCCCAGACGGCACUGAGGAGCAGGCACUGAUGUACCAACGCAUGUUUGAGGGCCUCACUUUCUACGACAAACUAAGUGCAACAAUUUUCUAUGAUUACUACGUUCCUGAAGGAGAGAGGCUCGAGUCGGCUCUGAAGAGAAACAAGGAGGCCCUGGUCACUGAACUCAAACUCUGGGAGGGUUACCUGGAGAAGCUGGGCUCUGGGUCUUACCUGACAGGAAAGUCUCUUACUCUGGCAGAUGUGGUUGUUUUUCCAACUGUUGCUACUCUCUUCAGAUUUGGGCUGUCUGCUGAGCGUUACCCCAAACUGGGAGAGUACUACGCUCUGAUGAAAGAAAGACCCAGCGUCAAGGCCAGCUGGCCUCCUCAUUGGCUGGAGAACCCCAAGGGACAAGACACCCUGAAGGACAUGUGAAAUGGAUCAGUACCAGCCAUACAUGAGAAGCAUUGUAGUCUUGCUUCUGUAAAAGAAAUAUUCCGGUAAUCAGAUAUAACUAACACAGAUUCAGCUUGAAUUGUGGUAAAUUGAUGCAGCUUUUGUUCUUUUAAAGGUCAAAAAGUUUCAUAGAUGGUUUCUUCUGCAACAUUGUUUCAACAGAAGAUAAUUUUGCUAAUAUUGCUGAGGAUGCUGGUGCUGUUAAAAUGCUCAUUUUUGUUUUUCUCCUUCCACAAAAUCUUUAUAUGUAACAAUCAACUCAUACAUAUAGACAUAAAUGCUUAACAAUUUCCAUCAUCUCGGAAGUUAGUUCUGCUUCAUGUUUUCUGCCCACAAACGUUUCCUAGUGGUUUGCUACACAAAUGCUGCACUAUAAAAUCAUGAGUUGGGGCCAUAAAUGUGGAAUAGGUCGAAUACAGCGAAGGUCGGUGUGUUUAAAGAUGUUCAAAGUACAGUAUGAUUGUAAGAGAUAUAAUGUACCGUUAGAGAAGAUCCAUGUUAUCAAAUAUCUGGUUUACUAUUUGAAAAGAAAAACUGGUUUGCACUGCCCAAAGGUGGCUUAAAUCUCCUGUGUUGUCGUAAGUUUGCAUAAACCAGAGUUGUUAAAUGCGUUCUUUGCAUAAUUUUGCAUUUCAUGUUGAGUGCUCGGCAUGUUUGUGACUCAGCUGAGUGCUGCGUGUAGGUCAGUGUUUAUCUCAUUAAACACGAGUGUGUAUUGCCUUCAUUGAUUGUGUGUUUUGUUGCUGUAAACAUGAAAAUAUAUCUCUUUUCCUGCGACUGAAGGAUGUUUUACUAGUCUAUAAAAAUACCUUAAUGAGC
Molecule: messenger RNA, 1623 nt
Organism: Girardinichthys multiradiatus
Lineage: Eukaryota; Metazoa; Chordata; Actinopteri; Cyprinodontiformes; Goodeidae
Product: glutathione S-transferase A-like
Exons: 6
Coding region: 103-783 (226 amino acids)
Biological process (GO): glutathione metabolic process
Molecular function (GO): glutathione transferase activity
Source: RefSeq, a predicted model, not a curated record